Clunio marinus is the source of this 519-nucleotide messenger RNA. NCBI's taxonomy places the organism in Eukaryota, Metazoa, Arthropoda, Insecta, Diptera, Chironomidae. The record is from the annotation of a GenBank genome assembly.
AUGAUCAAAAAAACAACAUCCAACAAUGAAAUAAAUUCCAUAAUGACCGAAAAGAAAGUGUGGGAUGAUCAUAAUUUAAGUGACUUAGACAAGAUAAAUUGGAUAACAACAACAAUGAUCAUGAAGAGAAGAAGUCCAAGCUGUGAUUAUAUGCAAAUUAUCUUUGAAUCUUCUCUACAUGUUAGCUGCAAUUAUAUUUACAGCAAAAUUGUUGCAUUAUUCACAGCAUGGGCAGACCACUUUGUGCGCGUAGCGUAUUGUAGGGGAGGAGCGCAGCCAUUAAAACAUCUAGGAAACCUUCUACCUAGCAGGAAAAAAAGAACACAGCAACAACACACGUCUCCUGAAUCACGGGAGUUUGAGUUUCUAUGGCAACCACAUACACAUCCAUUUAAAUAUAUUUUCACCCUUGAUUCCGACUUGAGCGUCGUCCAACUUCUUUUUUUUCCGAUAGAUAUGUACGAGCAUAAAAAACAUAAAGAUGGAACGGAAAAGAAAACAAAUCCAACAGUUCAGUGA